Molecule: messenger RNA, 1895 nt
Organism: Laetiporus sulphureus 93-53
Lineage: Eukaryota; Fungi; Basidiomycota; Agaricomycetes; Polyporales; Laetiporaceae
Exons: 7
Coding region: 198-1766 (522 amino acids)
Source: RefSeq, a predicted model, not a curated record
CCUUAGCCUGCCUCAUAGUACAAGAGUAUGCAUCAGAAUAACUGUCGGUGUCCCUUUCUGUUCCUUGCCCUCACUCUUUGAUCCACCCUGAUUUUUCGGGAUUUGUCAAUCCUUUCCCCAGCUCUUGCUUGUUGUCAGCUGCAGGCAUUGCUUGUACACGGAGCACCGUGCUGGCUACGGUCAAUAUAGGUCCCCUCAUGGAUUGGACCGUGCGUUCGACCGAUCAUGGUUCGGAAAGGGACCUUUCGGACUUUGUGAAUGCCGUUCGCCGUGAUUUCGAUUCGAGCGACGAGUCUGCCUCUGCCUACUGUGCAAGCGAGUGUAGCUCGUCCGAUUUGGAGGAGCAAUCCAUUUCCUCGAAGAGGCAGGACCUGGCCAGCUACCUGUCCUCAACUACCACUCGACACAUCGAGGAAGAUCCUGAGGAUAAAGGUCAAAGCCUCGGCGGCUUCGACGACGACGACGACGACGACAUCUCAGAAGAACCUCAAUGGAGAUGUCUAUCAUAUGUGCGGCAUCAGCUGCUGUCGCUGUAUCGCAGGAUUUUCGGCAUCGUUUUCGUGGUCAAUAUGGGGGUUUUCAUCUCGUAUGCCAUCAGGGGUGCAGAUGCGAAGCAAAUCGGCACGGUCGUGGUUGGGAACCUAUUCACCGCCGUAGUCAUGCGGCAAGAGUAUGUUAUAAAUGCGUUCUUUACUGUGGCUUGUCUCGCUCCCCGAAGUUGGCCACUGGCGAUCCGUCGCACGCUGGCCCAUGUCUACUCCAUCGUAGGAAUUCACUCUGGAGCCGCAGUCAGUGGCACUGUCUGGUCGGCGCUUUUUGUUGGCAAGGCCACUCGUGAGGUAAUGAGUGAAGGGAAGACUGCUCUCCGCACUUUGGUCGUGUCAUACACUAUUCUGGCGCUCCUUGUGAUGAUAUUGGUACUUGCGUACCCAAAGUUCCGUACCAGACAUCACGAUGUAUUCGAAAUGGUACACCGCUUCGCUGGAUGGGUCGCGGUCGCUCUUGUAUGGGCUCAGGUUGUUCUCCUAACCAAUGACUACCGUACAUCCGACGAACCGCUUGGAUACGCCCUUGUACAUUCGGCUACUUUUUGGCUCGUCAUAGUGCUAACAAGCUCAAUCAUCCUUUCAUGGCUGAGGCUGAGAAAAGUGCCUGUACGUGUGGAGGCGCUGUCCGAUCACUGUGCGCGGUUCUACUUCAACUAUGUGGAUACGAAGCCUGGACACUUUACCCGAAUGUCAACAAAUCCUUUGUUUGAAUGGCACUCAUUCGCCACAAUCAGAGAGCCAGGAAAGAGUGGUUAUUCCUCUGUCAUUUCCAGGGCGGGAGACUGGACAAGCAAACAAAUCGAGAACCCACCUGACAAGAUUUGGGUCCGCGGUAUCCCUUGUUAUGGUGUUGUGAGCGUCACUCCUCUCUUUCGACGAGUGGUCAUGGUGGCCACCGGCAGCGGUAUCGGCCCUAUCGCCCCGGUGAUAUUCGCCAAACGCACGGAGAUACAGCUUCUAUGGGUUGCCCCUUCUGUGAGGCAGACCUUUGGUGACAAACUUGUGGAUUCGCUCCUCAAUGCGUCGCCUGGAUCUGUAAUGUAUGAUACUCGUACUCAUGCUGGUAGACCUGACUUGAUCCAGUUGACGUACCGUAUGGUGCGCGAUUUCCAAGCAGAGGCUGUAGUUAUCAUAUCGAACCGGUCGUUGACGGAGAAGGUUGUCUAUGGGAUGGAGAGCCGGGGAAUUCCCGCCUACGGCGCCAUUUGGGAUUCUUGAAGUUGGAGCAUUUAAGAACUUGGCAUUACUUAUAUUUUUUCCGAACUCGUUGCUAUGAAGCUGUCGACAUCCCUUCAAACAUCACGAUCUUUUGUUCAGCUUCGUUGUUUUACUUCGGCUGUCAGGGUG